Messenger RNA from Ilyonectria robusta, 1032 nucleotides. Its product is annotated as fructose-1,6-bisphosphatase class 1/Sedoheputulose-1,7-bisphosphatase. Gene Ontology annotation, molecular function: fructose 1,6-bisphosphate 1-phosphatase activity. Gene Ontology annotation, biological process: fructose 6-phosphate metabolic process; fructose 1,6-bisphosphate metabolic process; fructose metabolic process. The record is from RefSeq and is a predicted model, not a curated record. The transcript has 3 exons. Gene Ontology annotation, cellular component: cytoplasm; cytosol. Bases 1 to 1032 code for a protein of 343 amino acids. NCBI's taxonomy places the organism in Eukaryota, Fungi, Ascomycota, Sordariomycetes, Hypocreales, Nectriaceae.
AUGGCGACCAACGGCAACACGAUGCAAGAGUCUGAGAAGAUCAACACCAACAUCGUCACCCUCACCCGCUUCCUCACUGAGGAGCAGGCUAAGCACCAUGAAGCCACCGGUGACUUCACACUCCUCUGCCACGCCCUCCAAUUCUCCUUCAAGUCCAUUGCCUACUACAUCCGCCGAGCUACCCUCAUCAACCUGACCGGUCUCGCCGGUUCCUCCAACAGCACCGGAGACGACCAGAAGAAGCUCGACGUCAUUUCCAAUGACCUCUUCAUUGAGGCCAUGCGCUCCUCGGGCAAAUGCGCCCUGCUAGUGUCCGAGGAGGAGGAUGAGAUUAUUUACUUCCGCGACAGCGCCGACGCCCACUACGCCGUCGCCUGCGACCCAAUUGAUGGUUCGUCCAACCUCGACGCCGGUGUCUCAGUCGGCACCAUUUUCGCUGUCCACAAGCUCCCUCCCGGCUCCAGGGGCACAAAGGAGGAUAUCCUGAAGCCCGGUACUGAGCUGCUUGCCGCCGGUUUCACCAUGUACGGUGCGUCUUCGCAGCUCGUCAUGACCAUGAAGGGCGGCACCGUCAAUGGUUUCACCCUCGACACUGGCGUCGGCGAAUUCAUCCUGUCCCACCCCAACAUGCGCAUCCCCAAGGCUCGUGCCAUCUACUCCGUCAACGAGGGUAACUCCUUGUACUGGGAGGAGAAGACCAUUAACUACUUCAACGGUCUCAAGCUGGCCCAAGAGAACGGCAAGCCAUACAGCUCCCGAUACAUCGGUAGCAUGGUUGCCGAUGCGUACCGAACCCUGUUGUACGGAGGUAUCUUUGCCUACCCUGCCGACAAGAAGAGCCCCAAGGGCAAGCUCCGAAUCCUUUACGAGUGCGCUCCUAUGGCUCUGGUCUUUGAGAAUGCUGGUGGUCAGGCUGUCGAUAGUAAGAUGAACCGAAUGCUCGAGGUGGUACCCGAGACCAUCCACGAUAAGGCUGGUAUCUUCAUGGGUAGCUUCGAUGAGGUCGAGAGGGUCAAGAAGUUCCACAAGUGA